This is a messenger RNA of Arxiozyma heterogenica, 3276 nucleotides long. It is a transcript of the gene GRR1, whose product is annotated as SCF ubiquitin ligase complex subunit GRR1. Bases 1 to 3276 code for a protein of 1091 amino acids. The transcript has a single exon. Gene Ontology annotation, molecular function: protein binding. The record is from RefSeq and is a predicted model, not a curated record. Gene Ontology annotation, cellular component: cytoplasm. Lineage: Eukaryota; Fungi; Ascomycota; Saccharomycetes; Saccharomycetales; Saccharomycetaceae.
AUGGAGUCAGAUAUAAAUAAUAAUAACAACUUUCAAGGUAGCCAUGUUCCGUUACAUAGUCAACAGAUGCUUAAUAAUAGACAAUAUAUAAAUAUCCAAAAUCGUAUACCAUUAUUUAGCAACUCAAGAAUACAACAAUCACAAAAUAUGUCAAUGCACCAAUCCGAAGAGAAUAGGGAUGUGGACAUGGUUGAUGUUAUAAAUAAUCCAUCCACUAUAGUCCAUACCCUUAAUAAUGAUGCAAGACAUGAUCACAUGGAAGAGGCAAAAGAAUUACUGUUACAUUACAAUCAACCACUAAUCGAUAUAUCUUUGUAUGCACCAUAUCUUACAGAAAGUGACAUCGAAAAUAUUAAAUUAUUUCAAUCAGCAUUUGAUGAAAAGAUAAAAUUAUGUUUUGAAACGAUUGACAAUAGAAGGAAGGAAAAGAUUGAACAAAUUGAACAACAUCAAAUGAUGUUAAUGUCAAUGGGAUAUAUAAAUAAUCCAGAUCUGAUUCAUCGCAUUAACAUUUUACAGAAGAUUAGUUUGAGAGCAAUGGAGACAGAGACAGUAGCUUUACAAAAGUUGAGAGUGAAAAUUGCAGACAUUGUAAAUGACUUUAAAGGACAUCUUGAGGUUUAUAUAAGAGCAAGAAGAGAAAAUCACCAGAUAGAAAACUUUCCUCUUCAACAUCAGUCCUAUUUGAAUCGCCUUGAUAUGAAUGAAUUUGUUAUGCCUUUUGAGAAUACAGAACCUCAAUUAAUGCCUACGAAUGUUUAUCAGUCAAAAACAACAACAAAUGAUGAUCAAGUUUUACAACAGUUGUUUUUAAGAAAAUCUAACAAUUCUACAUUUCCCCUGCAUAAACUUCCCUCUGAAAUUCUUCAUUUAGUUCUGGACAAGUUAACCUCAAAAUCUGAGAUUGUGAAUUUACUAACUGUAUGCAAGUUAUGGGCAUUAAUAAUUGUUAAAAUACUUUAUUAUAGGCCGCAUAUUAAUAAAAAAAGUCAGUUAGAUCUGUUUUUAAGAACCAUGAAAUUGGAUUCCAAAGAUACAAUGUUUAACUACCGUUUAAUGAUUAAAAGAUUGAAUUUUUCAUUUGUUGGAGAUUAUUUAUAUGAUGACUAUUUAUACUAUUUUGUUGGGUGUUUCAAUUUAGAACGUUUAACUUUGGUAUUCUGUAAGCAUAUAACAAGUAGACCGGUAGCUGCUGUCCUUACAGGUUGCAAAUAUUUACAGAGUGUAGAUAUUACAGGUAUCAAGGAAAUUUAUGAUGAUGUAUUUUUAACAUUAGCUGAUAGUUGUAAGAGAGUUCAAGGCUUUUAUGUACCGUCAGCUGGUAACAUUAGUUUUUAUGCGUUACAGAUGUUCACUUCAAGUGUCCCUAUGUUAAAAAGAGUUAAAAUCACAUCCAAUACUUUGAUGGAUGAUAAGUUAUUAGAGAUUAUGGCAGAUAAAUGUCCAAUAUUGGUAGAAGUCGAUAUAACUAAUAGUGUAAAUGUUACAGACAAGGGUUUAAUUAAAUUAUUUCUUAAAUUAAAUCAGCUAAGAGAGUUCAGAAUUACACAUAAUUCAAAGAUUACUGAUAGAGUGUUUUUAGAACUUGUGAAGAAACUUCAGCAGCUUCCUGCAUUAAGAUUAGUAGAUUUUUCAAGCUGUGAGAAUAUAACUGACAGGACCAUUGAGAAAUUAGUAGAUUUAUCACCUAAAUUAAGGAACAUAUUCUUAGGGAAAUGCAGUAGAGUAACAGAUGCAUCACUAUUCAAUCUAGCAAGGCUGGGCAAAAACUUACAAACCGUUCAUUUUGGCCAUUGCUUCAAUAUCACAGACCAAGGUGUACGAGUUCUAGUUCAAUCCUGUCCUAGAAUUCAAUAUGUUGAUUUUGCAUGUUGUACAAAUCUUACAAAUCGUACCUUAUAUGAACUUGCUGAUUUAGUAAAAUUAAAGAGAAUUGGAUUAGUUAAAUGUUCUCAGAUGACUGAUGAAGGGUUGCUAAAUAUGAUAUCGUUGCGUGGAAGAAAUGAUGGCUUGGAAAGAGUACAUUUAUCAUAUUGUUCAAACUUGACUAUCUAUCCAAUUUAUGAAUUAUUGAUGGCGUGUCCGAAAUUAUCCCAUUUAUCUUUGACGGCAGUUCCAUCCUUUUUAAGGCCAGAUAUCACAGCAUUUUGCAGACCUGCUCCACAUGAUUUUAGUGAGAACCAAAGGCAAAUAUUUUGUGUAUUCUCUGGUAAAGGUGUUCAUAAGCUUCGUCAUUAUUUAAUGAGCCUUACCACACCCACUAAUGGCCCUCAAACAGACAUUGAUGAAAUAUUAGCAAAAUAUAUAGUAGCAAACAAUAUUAUUCAACAGAAUGAAAAUUUAGAAACAGCUAUAAAUAGGGUCAUCCAUAACUUGAAUCAAGAUUCAGCAGCUAUUUUGGCUGCAACGGGAAUAAAUCAGGGAAGUGAGAUUUCAAAUGAUUUUACAUUUCAGAAUAUCGACUUUGAAAGAUUAGAUGAUAUUUUCAAUGCAUUUAACGACCAAUUUUUUAAUUCAUAUUCAAUUAUACCUGAACAUAUAGAACAUCUACAAUCAAAAAUAGAUAGGAGGUUUAUAGAAGAUCCUUUUAAUGAAUCGUUUGAAGAGAGGGAACCUGUAGUUGUGCCACAUGGAAGUAGAGAGAUUAACAGUGAAAUGUAUCAUAUUGUAAGAAAAUUCCAUGAAAUAGAUGAAAGAAUUGAUGAUUUUGAAGUUAAUGUAGCAAGUCUUGCUAGGGUACAGUUUCAGUUUACUGGAUUCUUGUUGCAUGAAAUGACGCAACUUUAUUUACAAAUGAUAGAACUUAAUCGACAAUUAAGCGAAGUGCAAAAUAGAGUCAAGAUCUCAAAUAAUGAAAAGGAUAUAAAAGGUCUUUUCGUUUGGAGAAUGAUGUUCCAUAAUAAAUUUUCAAAACUACUCCAAAAGUAUAAAAUAUCGACUGUAGUUUUACGCAUUUAUUUAAAAGAUAGUAUUACAUUUUUAACAAGACAAAGAGAGUGGGCAAUCGAGAUGGAGAAUAUGAAUUUUGUGAAUGCAUCAAACAAUAAUAAUGUCACAGAAAAUAAUAAUGUCACAGAUGACAUUAGACAGUCCCCUCUUCUUAGACAGUUAGUUGGUAGAGCAUCACUAACACCAGAUCAGAUUAGGUUGAUACAACGUUCUAUAUUAAAUCCAUCAAAUCUUAGAGGUGGUGCUACAACUAAUCAAAUAAGAGGUAUUCAAGAAAAUGUAAAUGAAUCUCAGACAGAUGAGAGAUCCGGGACACCUGUUGAUUGA